Messenger RNA from Cyclopterus lumpus (lumpfish), 832 nucleotides. Its product is annotated as receptor-transporting protein 3-like. The coding region runs from base 91 to 570 and encodes 159 amino acids. The record is from RefSeq and is a predicted model, not a curated record. NCBI's taxonomy places the organism in Eukaryota, Metazoa, Chordata, Actinopteri, Perciformes, Cyclopteridae. Gene Ontology annotation, biological process: protein insertion into membrane; protein targeting to membrane. Gene Ontology annotation, molecular function: olfactory receptor binding. The transcript is spliced from 2 exons.
AUAAUUCUCACGAGUUGUUUGUCUACUUGGCAAAUCAGCUGUCAGUGUUUAGUCCCUUCUUCAGCCACCAGCACCACAGGCACCGACAGGAUGGCACAGACAGAGUGGACUCGUCUCUUCCAAAUGAAAAGCAAUAUUUUUAAAGAAGGAGAUUCUUGGUGUCUGCAGUUUGAUGAAAGUCUUGUUCCUGACUCCCCAAACUCAGGCUGGAAGCAGUACAUCCGGAACACCUGUGCCAGGUUCAAGUGCACCCAGUGUGGAAGAGGCUGGCCUUCUAACCGGGUGAUGGUGGUCUUCCACAUGCGCCUGACAGACGAACAGGGCGUUGUCAAAGUGAGGGCCUUCCGCCAGAACUGCAAGAUGUGCAGCGAAGCCGCGAUGGAAACGCCCAGCAUCACAACAGAGAACAUUGACAUCCUCCUGGAGAAUCUGGUGGAGAAGAUAAGAAUAAAAUGCUACCACGAAGACCUGGGCAAAGAAUGCAAGCCUUUUGUAGCCAUGGAAGUCAAAAGUCCCCAUGAGCCUGCUCAUUGUGAGGCCUGCCUUGCAGGCAUUUGUAACAGGAAUUAAGUUUGCGUCGCUUUCAAGCAAGUCUUUUUGUUAAUUUAAAAGAAUUAUAAUCGUCUCAGGCUUUAAUGCUUAAACUCAUGUAAGCAAAUCAUGAAUUAUAUAUUACAAUAAUGUUUGCAUAUAUAUCAUGUCAUUGUAUUGUGCAAUCUAUCAGAUUUAUUCUUGUUGGUAGUCAGUGGUCUUUAAAAUAUUAAUGUAUCGGCUACAAAGCAUUAAACGAGCCUUCUUAUCAUCAGAAAUGUGAUGGAUAAAUAAAGUGUAU